AUGCGGCCUUUGUUCGAUGACGCCAAAAGGCGGUCGGAACGGGCGGACCGGAAGAUGAGCGCAAGCAUGAGGCCUUCGUCGGAUCACCAUUUGUUUUCAGCUCGAAUGCCCGAGCGAUUUAAAGAUGGCGAUGAUUCUCAGGUUGAUUACACAGCUCCGCCACAGAAUAUACGUUCUAGAGAUGGCCACAUGCACUAUAUGCAACAGUCCCUGUUCUCCGUUCUCGCCGCCGUUGGCUCCAGAUCGGAUUUCCGCGGACGGUUUGAUGACUCGAGCGAUAGCGACGGAGAAGUGGAAGAACCCAACACAAAUACCGAGCCACGAUCGAGAUCUAGUCGAGACUUCUCAUCGGAGCGAAGUCAAACCAGCGGGAAGACGGAGACAAAGCUACCAGAUGAAACCGAAGAGCGAGGACGACGCCACCGAAGGAUAAGAUCAGAAAACAAACUACUGCGAGGGAUACCUGGAGUGGAAUCUAAAGAUAAAUCUGGUGAACCGCUGGCGGCUAGUGGGGCGACUCUCAAACUACCAACGAGGCGAACACGCAGCGCCACCCCCGGGCAGCGCCGAUUCUCGCUCAACCGCUUUGAUACUGCCGCGAAGCCCGAAAAUGCACCAUCCAGACCUGAGACUCCGAGUGGUGACCGUCUAGAGCCAUCGGCGUCUGCGCUAUCCACCCGGUUGAUGGAGAUGUUUGGGUUCGAAAAACCAGAGAAGGUCUUGGUGGAAUACGCAUGUGCUCUAUUGCAGAGUAUGCUCCUCCAGGGUUACAUGUAUGUCACGGAAGGACAUAUCUGCUUUUAUGCCUAUCUCCCGAAGAAGUCCACUGUGGCGAUCAAAUCCGGCUUCCUAUCCAAACGUGGUCGGAAGAACCCCAAAUACAACCGCUACUGGUGUGUUUUGAAGGGCGACGUCUUAUCAUACUAUGCCGAUGCUUCCAACCUUUACUUUCCAAGUGGUCAUGUAGAUCUCCGGUAUGGGAUCUCCGCAUCUCUUGCGGAGCCCAAAAUCAAAGGCUCAGAAGUGAAGGACUUCCAAGUCACAACCGACCAGCGAACCUACUAUUUUAGGGCCGAUAGUGCCGCAAGUGCGAAGGAAUGGGUGAAGUCUCUACAGCAGGUCAUUUUCCGAUCGCACAAUGAAGGUGAUAGCGUCAAAAUAUCAUUUCCCAUUGAGAGCGUGAUCGACUUGGAGGAGAGUCCUAUGGCCGAGUUUGCCGAAACCUUCAAAAUCCGUGUUCUCGACAACAACGAGACUUUCGCCAUUGAUGAGUAUUUUUUUACUUUCUUUAACAAUGGCCAGGAUGCUUUCAACUAUCUAAGGAACCUGGUCAAUUCUUCACCCGCAAAGAACUUAUCGGAUGGCUCGCCCGAGAAAGGCGAUGAGAAAGCCAAAACAGGAGUCCUUGCUCAAGAUCUGAAGAGACUGUCUGUCAAUAGCGGACGUUUCUCGGUUCAGAUUGAUGAACAGUCCCCGCGCGGACGAAGUGCGAGUAUCGGGAAUGACCCCCAAGGUUCCGCCGACUCAUUUGCCCAGUCAAUGGACCAAGGUACAGAGUCAUCCGCCGUUGUGCAGUCGAUCACGGAGACGAAUGAAUCCGCGAGCCAAAUCCUCAACCGGAGCGAUGUCUUCCAAUCGCCUACCAUGCGAUCGUUGCCGAGACGUUCUUCCGACGUGGGAGACACUGGCCGGCAACAAUCGAAUGACACUGCGUGUUCCGCCUCUGCACGGCUGGGCAAUAUGACGCGACGAGAUAGUUCCGAGCUAUCUAGCCCUAACAGAAACGCGGAAAACAUGCGCUUUGCUCCUGGGCCCGCAGAUCAAAGAUUCCCACAAUCUUCUAGGCAUCCUCCAGGUGUACCAUUGAACGAUCUCGUCAAGGCGGGAGCAUACCCUCUUCAGCGUGCUGCUGGAUUUGCCGAAUAUCUGCGAAGCAGAUCCAAACAGAUGAGUAGCCUACUCGCAACAGAAUCAAUGGGCUACAUCGAGAAGGUUUCUGGCAUGUGGACCGGAGGCCAACAGCACUAUGGUGAAACUGAAGAGGUGUUGCAUGAAGACCCGACAGUUGAUCCCGAGGAUAAAGAAGAUGGUCUCAAACACGGCGACCGGUUCCGAGCGCAUUUUGGCUUGCCUCCGACGGAGCACCUCCAAGCAACAUACUAUGCCUACUUGACACGCGUUCUUCCUCUCUACGGCAAGAUAUAUAUCAGUGAACGGAAGAUCUGUUUCCGCAGCCUGCUUCCCGGUACUCGCACUAAGAUGGUUCUCCCGCUCAGAGAUGUCGAGAACGUGGAGAAAGAGAAGGGGUUUCGGUUUGGCUACCACGGGCUCGUUGUGAUUGUCCGCGGCCAUGAGGAGCUUUUCUUCGAGUUCAACGCCGCCGAUGGGCGAGAUGACUGUGCUGUCACGCUACACCAGAAUUUGGAGUCUGUGAAAUUUCUUGUGGAAUCUGGCAUGCUCGCGGAGGAGGAGCGAGACCGAGUUGAGGCUGCCAAAUCGGAGCACCGCAUGCUUCAGGAGGCUAGGCUUGACAGCCCUGAAGAACAUGACACCCAUCCAUCUCUUCACGAGAGCUCGUCGGAUAUUCAUCCGUUUUUCGACGACCCGCGUGCUUCUAUUAUAAAUUUCAAGCCAACUGAGCCUUUGAAGAUCACUUGUCUUACCAUCGGCUCUCGAGGCGAUGUGCAGCCUUACAUUGCUUUGUGCAAGGGUCUUCUUGCCGAAGGCCACAAGCCUAAAAUUGCAACCCACGCUGAAUUCGAGCCAUGGAUUCGCAGCCAUGGCAUUGAGUUUGCUACCGUCGAUGGAGAUCCUGCCGAAUUGAUGCGGAUCUGCGUGGAGAAUGGAAUGUUCACAUAUUCCUUCCUGCGGGAAGCUUCGUCGAAGUUCAGAGGGUGGAUUGAUGACCUGCUUACGUCCUCCUGGGCCAGCUGUCAGGGUAGUGAUGUUCUCAUUGAAUCCCCAAGUGCAAUGGCUGGCAUUCAUAUUGCCGAGGCUCUUCGAAUUCCUUACUUCCGUGGUUUCACUAUGCCAUGGUCAAGGACUCGCGCUUAUCCACAUGCCUUCGCAGUGCCAGAAACCCGCAUGGGGGGAGCGUACAACUACAUCACUUACGUCAUGUUCGAUAAUAUUUUCUGGAAAGCCAUCGCCGGACAGGUGAACCGCUGGCGCAAUAACGAGCUGGGUCUCAAAGCCACCACUUUGGACAGGAUGCAACAGAACAAAGUCCCGUUCCUUUACAACUAUUCGCCUUCCGUGGUUCCUCCGCCUCUCGAUUAUCCAGAUUGGAUUCGCAUUACGGGUUACUGGUUCCUGAACGAGGGUUCCGACUGGACUCCUCCCACUGAGCUAUCUGCCUUCAUUGAGAGGGCUCGUGCCGAUGGUAAGAAAAUUGUCUACAUUGGCUUUGGGUCGAUCGUGGUGUCAGACCCGGCUGCUUUAACCAGGACUGUUAUCGAGUCCGUUCAGAAAGCGGAUGUUCGGUGUAUCCUCUCCAAAGGAUGGUCGGACCGACUUGGUGACCCUUCCAGCCAGAAAAUUGAAAUUCCCCUGCCACCGGAGAUUCACCAAAUUCAAUCGGCGCCGCACGACUGGCUUUUCUCGCAGAUCGACGCAGCAGCUCAUCACGGAGGAGCGGGUACCACCGGUGCGAGCCUCCGAGCUGGUGUUCCUACGAUCGUCAAACCAUUUUUUGGCGACCAAUUCUUCUUCGGAUCUCGGGUUGAAGAUCUGGGGGUAGGAAUCUGCAUGAAGAAGCUGAAUGUCAGCGUCUUCUCGCGGGCAAUUUGGGAGGCCACACAUAGCGAACGGAUGAUAGUCAAGGCCCGGAACCUGGGCGUCCAAAUUCGCAACGAGGACGGUGUUGCUACCGCCAUCCAGUCUCUCUACAGAGACAUGGAGUACGCCAAAACCCUCGCGCGUCAGCGCUCCAUUGCGUCGUCUACCCCGUUCUCGCCCACCCCCGCCGCGACGGCCUCACCAGGUCACGCCGAUGACGAUGUCGAUGAUAUCGAAGAGUGGACAUUUGUCGGCGACGAGAGUGAAGCUGAUUUCACGAAGCGAAUGCGUGGCCUUGCUGCAUCUGAGUCCACCAAAUGGUCUCGGCCAUGA
This is a messenger RNA of Penicillium canariense, 4110 nucleotides long. RefSeq lists its product as uncharacterized. The coding region runs from base 1 to 4110 and encodes 1369 amino acids. Gene Ontology annotation, biological process: carbohydrate metabolic process. NCBI's taxonomy places the organism in Eukaryota, Fungi, Ascomycota, Eurotiomycetes, Eurotiales, Aspergillaceae. The transcript has 4 exons. The record is from RefSeq and is a predicted model, not a curated record. Gene Ontology annotation, molecular function: UDP-glycosyltransferase activity; hexosyltransferase activity.